UCCCUGUCCUCAGAACAAGUCUUCCAACGCCGCCCCCAAGCCGCAGGAACGCCGCCACCCGCCGCCGACUGCAGCUUCCGGCUCCGGCGUGCGCUCAGCUCAACUGCUCCAAGCCUCCAGCUCUCGCUUCAUUGCUUCAACGCAUGGGCAAUCACCAAGGUAGAAUGAUAAUAUCGAAUGAAGCUGUUCAUGUAGGCCAUCCCUAACUGACAUUUUACUUGUGGGAUUGGUCGCCUUCUCGAGCCCAGGGCCCAUACACGAUUUGGCCCAUGCGCGCUUUGUUCUGGCGUUCAUGUAUAAACCAUUUGUUUCUUUGGCACAUGAAGACAGAACUACCCUACUGCUUCGUGAAGACGAUGGAGUGGCCACCGCCGUCGACGUCACCAUCGCCGUCGCUGGUGGUGCGCAGCCCCAGGCAGACAGUCAGCCUGAUCCGCAACCGGCGACCCCAUCGUGACUGGGCCCCCUCAUCGAGGUCUCCCUCUUUCGCCGCCCGUGACCAUGGCCCCAAGCCGUCGGAGGUGUACGGAUUCGUUGGAUCCAUCACCACCGUCAUUGCCACCGCCGUGUACCUCGCCUGGGCAUACACGCCCGAGCCCGUCCUCCGGUCACUCGGCAUCACCUACUACCCUAGUAAGUACUGGGCACUGGCGGUGCCAUCGUUCGUGGUUGUGACCGUGGUGCCGUCCAUGGGCAUCUACAUGGGCCUCAACUUCGCUGCCACUCCUCCUCCGACUUCCUUCAGCACUAUCUUCGAUGAAAAGAGUAGGGAGCACACAGCCUUUUCUCCUGCAACUGAGGAUGAGAGGCCCAUCGAACCCAUCUCAGACAUCGGUAUUGAUCGGAUCAACAGUCUUAUGUAUGGUGAUAGAUGAUUUCCCCCGGUGGAAUAUGAGUUUACCAUGGAUCGUCGGAUUGGAAACAGAUGCAAACGCGAAGGAAGAUUUCCAUGUCAGUUGAACUUUGUUUGGCAGUCCAGCUAAGAGUUAUCGGUACUCGCUAUGUCGCGCGCGUUCGACGACUACUAUAUUAAGGAUUAUGCUGUCAUCUCGCGCCGGAUGUGACGUAGAGGAGGAUCGACAUCAAUGACCACUUGUCAUCGUCGGGUAGCUUUUAUGUCGGUCUGUCUUUAAUUCUCUUCGCAAACACACACUUGUCUUUUUGUUUAAGCAAACAUGUAUGGUGGUGCGUGUCUGAUGACUGACGAUGUACGAGCGAACUUCUACCGGCAGGUGUCACACGUGCUCUCCAAUGAUGAGACCAUACAAAUUGUGGUAUAUAUCAAAGUCUACAUGAUA
Molecule: messenger RNA, 1298 nt
Organism: Zea mays
Lineage: Eukaryota; Viridiplantae; Streptophyta; Magnoliopsida; Poales; Poaceae
Product: phosphatidylinositol N-acetylglucosaminyltransferase subunit P
Exons: 3
Coding region: 270-875 (201 amino acids)
Source: RefSeq, a predicted model, not a curated record